Molecule: messenger RNA, 2349 nt
Organism: Polyodon spathula (Mississippi paddlefish)
Lineage: Eukaryota; Metazoa; Chordata; Actinopteri; Acipenseriformes; Polyodontidae
Product: kyphoscoliosis peptidase-like
Exons: 13
Coding region: 1-2349 (782 amino acids)
Source: RefSeq, a predicted model, not a curated record
AUGCCAGCCUUCCCUUGGGACCAGUCCAGUUUAAAGAGUCUCCAGGUGGAUCUGACAAAAUUCAAUCAGCUUGAUGCCUUUGCCACUCAGGUAAGCACUCAGAGCAGUGUGGAGGUCCUGGUGAAAGAGCUGCUCCAGAAAGCCCAGACUGAUGUAGAAAAGCUGCGAGCAAUCUGGAUGUGGGUCACUCACCACAUCGAAUACAACACUGAGGCAUUUCAUGAUGAAGGGCUGCGGACGGGGGCCUCGGAAGAUGUGCUGCGGACUGGAAAGGCUGUGUGCCCUGGGUACACGGGGCUCUUCAAGGAGAUGUGCUAUUUUGCAGGGAUUGACUGCGUGGAGGUGUCGGGCUACUCCAAAGGGUUCAGCUAUGUGCCUGGGAAACCGUUCAGCAGAGACCCAGAUCACUCCUGGAAUGCUGUGAGUCUGGGGGGAAGCUGGCAUCUCCUGGACAGCACCUGGGGAGCUGGCAAUGUCAACAGCAACUGCUCCCAAUUCACAUUCCAAUACAAUGAGUUUUAUUUCCUCACACACCCUGCUCUUUUUAUUGGGAAUCAUUUCCCAGUGGAAGAGAAAUGGCAGCUGCUGAAUUCCAGGGUGUCACUUUCGCAGUUUGAAAAUGCUCUGCUGAAAAAAAGCUAUUUUUACAGCAUUGGCCUUCUAUCCAUCAAGCCCAAUGUGUCUCUGAUAAAAACAGUCAAUGGGAAGGUUACAAUCACUGUGAAGAGUCAGUCUCCUACUCUGUUCACACACACCUUGAACAAGAAAAAGGAAUGUGGCAUCAUCACCUUGACAGCAGACGGGAUGAGCCUGGAUAUCUAUCCAAAGACAAUUGGGAUACACCAGCUGAAAAUUUACACAAAUCAGUUUGAUUCAACAGAAACCUAUGAUUGUGUGUGUGAAUAUCAACUUCAGUGUGAGUCUGUCAAUAAAGAAUUGAAGCUGCCCUCUGCCAUGAGGAACCCGGUGGGCCCCAGCUGGCUAACAGAGAUCAAGGGUCUCCUCCAGCCCUCCCAGUGCAGCCCUAUUGUCUACACCCAGGAUGGGCACUGUGCUUUCAGAUUCCUGCUGGAGAAGGACCUGAGCUUCAUCCUAAAGCUGAGUCUGGAGAAUGUCAAUGCCUCUGAUGACUUGAGCAGACACGUCUUUAUUUACAGAGAGGGGAACUGGAUGGAAUUUAAAAUCCAGAUCCCUAGGGCCGGCAUCAAUCCCAGCGUGCAGUGGCCAGUCUUCCCUUUGGUUUACCCUUCCUGGCAGCAGGAAUAUGAGCUAGUGGAGCCUCUCUCUGGUGUCCUGCCAGCUCAGCGCAUCCUGCAGUUCAAGGUGAGGAUCCCUGGUGUGGCGAAGGUGCUGGUGGAAAGCAGAGACACUCAGGAGCUCAGUGUGUCCAGCGAUGGCUACUGGACUGGGAGCUGCAGCACCGCUGGCUGUAUGGACCUGACUGUGAUGGUGCUGCACAAACCCACUGACAGCUCUUACUCCUUGCUUGGCGUUUUAAUAACUGAAGCAGGGACAAGUAGUAGUGGUGGUGACGGGGGGGCGGCCGGGGUGGUUCAGAGAGUGGAGGUGGAGGAGCCGUGGAGACCUGAGCCACAGCCCCAGAGGAAGAGAGCGGAGGAGCCGGAGACCAGCGUGGCUGCAGCGGAACUGGGGGAUGCAGUGCCGGUCGAUGCAGACAAGGACGGUUUGAAGGACUGGAGAAAAGACUGGCCUCAACCCGCGGUUCUCGUGUCUGAGGACCCAGUGCUGGACAAGGAUGGAUGGGAGGACGGGCUCUCCGAUACCUCGCAGCCCUCUGACAUCACGGCCAGCCAGAGGGGGAAACUGUAUUCACUGAAUGAGAUCAGCAAUUUUCUUGAAAGAACAAAAGAUAUGGACGCCUCCACAGCGUUCUUCUUCGGCCUGGAGAGAAAGACAGCACAAAACAAUGUGCUGUCUGAGGCUGCCGGGGGGAGAGAGGUCUCCAGCCCUGCGGAGCUCAGGCGUGUUGCAGUGAGCUUCUAUACUGAUCUCUACAAGGCUGAGGGCUGUGACCCGGGGGAGAUAGAGCUGCUUCUCCAGGGUCUCCCCAGCCUGGACAAGGAGGACAAGCAGCGGAUUGGACAGGUCCUGCAGGGAUGUAGGGGGAUACGGCAGGGCUGCUCCCUCUCAGGGAUGCUCUAUGCCCUCUCUGUAGAACCCCUGCUAUACCAGCUGAGGGGGAAACUGCCUGGACUGGCAGUACCAGCUGUGCCCAAUGCAACCCCUAUGAAGCUCUCUGCAUAUUUUGAUGAUCUCAGCGUGUUUGUCACAACUGACCGAGACAUCGCUGUGGCCUGGUUCCUGCUGCCCUCAACACUGCCAGAGUAA